This is a messenger RNA of Psilocybe cubensis, 543 nucleotides long. RefSeq lists its product as uncharacterized. The transcript is spliced from 4 exons. The record is from RefSeq and is a predicted model, not a curated record. Lineage: Eukaryota; Fungi; Basidiomycota; Agaricomycetes; Agaricales; Agrocybaceae. Gene Ontology annotation, molecular function: protein dimerization activity. The coding region runs from base 1 to 543 and encodes 180 amino acids.
AUGCUAUCACUUCAACCUAACAUUAAGCUUGCUUAUUGCAAGAAAAUGUGGAAUGAAGAAUAUUAUAACAAGGAAUAUAAUGCUUUAUGUGAUAUGUUUAACUUAUAUUAUAAGCCACGCGAAUUGGCUUCACAGUCUUUACAAUCACAAAACUCAUUUCAAGGAAAGAGUGCUGUUAAGUCUAGCUAUGCAUCAGCUUGGAUUCAAAACAGCAUUCAACCCAAGGUUAACAGUCAAAUGGCGGCUUCUAAUCCUCAAAAAGAGCUCUGUGAUUAUCUUGAAAGUAAUUUAGAGCAAUAUCAUUCAAAGCAAUAUCCUACUCUUUCAUGGAUUGCAUGCAACUAUUUGGCUAUUCAAGGCUCAUUUGUAGCUGCUGAACACUCUUUUUCAGCUGGUAGAUUGACUAAUGUUCUCAAUCGUAACCAGAUGGAUCCAGAACUCUUUGGGUAUCUUCAAAUUCUCAAAGGUUGCUACAAGUCUAAACUAAUGACUGCUACUAAUGAGGCUAAGGCUCAUGAGCCUAUGGAUUGGGAAUCUAUUUAA